AUAUCCACUUUACUUCUUGUGUGAAGGAGGAAUCAUCUUUACUGAUUUAGCAGAACUUUUAGGAUCUGCAAUUGCUUUACACAUGCUUUUUCCUCGCCUUCCGCUCUUUGUGGGGGUUUUAUUAACUUCCAUGGAUGUCUUCGUGGUCCUUGCCUUUUUCAGCUCAUAUCCAGACGUUUCGAACAAACACCGCAAAUCAAUGCAUUUCUUUGAGGUGUUUGUUGCGUUCCUUAUUUUUAUCGUUGUGAUUUUCUUUAUCAUUUUGCUUGUAUCUGUCAAGCCAGAAUGGGGAAAGACCUUCGAGGGAUUUGUUCCCAACCGACGCAUGAUCGUCAACGGUGGACUAUACGUGUCGGUCAGCCUUAUUGGAGCUACCGUUAUGCCACACUCGAUCUUCCUGGGGUCCAAAGUGGCCAUCCCCGAGCGCCUACGUGCUAUUCCUGUGCAUCCUGGAAAGACACUACCUGAAAAUUCACAAAGCCUCCAUCUAGAUGAAAUGGACAAAGAUUUAGUUACUGGACAUUUCAGUUCAAUCAACAAGGCACCCGGCAUCGAAAGCCGAUGCGAGCUGGACGCCUGUAACUUGGAAGCCACUGUAGUCUCCGUCAAGCGUACCAAAACUCAUCUUGCACAUGCCAGUUUCGACAUCAUCGCAUCUCUGCUUACUCUAGCUCUGCCUGUCAAUGCAUCCAUACUGAUAGUGGCAUCCGCAACAUUCUACUACGGAUCUGAUCCUGGUGUUAAGAAAAACGAAUCACUUGAUCUACAAUCUGCCUACGAGCUGCUUGGUAGUCAAGUUGGACCCAUGGCAGGUUAUCUGUUUGCUAUCGCACUUCUCAUUGCAGGGCAAGCGGCUUCGAUUACCGUUACCCUAGCGGGUCAAAUUGUCUCAGAGGGUUUUUUGGAGUGGCGCACCCGGCCUGUAAUCCGGCGACUAGUUACAAGGAUGAUUGGAAUCGUACCAUCUGCAGCCGUGGCUGGGGCUGCCGGCCUUCAAGGUGUUGAUCACUUACUGGUUGGAAGUCAAGUCGGUUUGAGUCUUGUGCUACCUUUUGUUUUGGCCCCACUUAUCAUCUUCACCUCUGACCCAGAAAUCAUGCGCGUAAAGAGCCACAAGACCGAAUUGGUAAGAAUCGAACCAGCACAAAUCCGCCCCCAUCUUGAAGUUCCAGAAGAACUUGUACACUAUCAAGCAACAAACAAAAAGAACAUGAAAAAGGAAGCACAUACCUCCGCCAUCGGCCCCACGGUGUCCUUUGCAAAUGGGCGCAUGAUGAAAGUCAUUACUUGGUUGAUUUUUGCUCUAUGUUCUGUCUCCAACAUAUAUGCCAUCGUUCAAUUGUCGCAAGGUCAACAAUGAAGACGAAUUACUAGAUUGCCCAUGAAAACAACAACUCUCAAGAUGAAGUAACCCGGGGUAGCUGUAGAACCUUAUCAGGCUUUUUCUUAUGUUUGGAUGUUAUACAUGCUACUGUGUAUAUGUUGAAAUAAAUGCCUAAAUAUCAUGAUCAAACCUCUUGCUGCACACUCAACCUGUUGCAAAGCAAUAAUAAGAGCACUU
This is a messenger RNA of Puccinia graminis f. sp. tritici CRL 75-36-700-3, 1561 nucleotides long. RefSeq lists its product as uncharacterized. Lineage: Eukaryota; Fungi; Basidiomycota; Pucciniomycetes; Pucciniales; Pucciniaceae. Gene Ontology annotation, cellular component: membrane. The transcript is spliced from 7 exons. The record is from RefSeq and is a predicted model, not a curated record. Gene Ontology annotation, biological process: intracellular manganese ion homeostasis; iron ion transport. Bases 83 to 1360 code for a protein of 425 amino acids. Gene Ontology annotation, molecular function: cadmium ion transmembrane transporter activity; manganese ion transmembrane transporter activity.